Anopheles coustani is the source of this 2077-nucleotide messenger RNA. Its product is annotated as vacuole membrane protein 1-like. The transcript is spliced from 5 exons. The record is from RefSeq and is a predicted model, not a curated record. Lineage: Eukaryota; Metazoa; Arthropoda; Insecta; Diptera; Culicidae. The coding region runs from base 171 to 1445 and encodes 424 amino acids.
UCGGUCGAUUAAACACACGUACACCUUUCAUGUUGAAAAGAACAGAGUCGCGUACGAUAAUUUAGUUAAAGAUUGAUCGCGUUGGGCAAAACUCGUGCAGUGCAUCGUGUGCAGGUUGUGCCGAUUUGAUAGAUAAAUUGCAACGCUUGGGGGAGAGAAUCGGCAGCAUCAUGAAAAAAUCUAGCACCAGUAACUCGAACAUUAACAAAACUGCGACCCGUAACGGCAGCAGCAAUGGCAGCAAUAAUAACAAAAGCGCUGUGCUUUCAAUGAAGAGUGAGAACAAAAAAUUGGCCAAAGAAAUUAAAUCACUAGUGCUUUGGAAAUCACCACUGAAAACUCUCAAGUACGCUAGUCUUGAAGUAUUGUUUCUAAUAAAAACUAAUGUUGAUAGGUUAUUACACCAACGUGCAUUGUUGCUAGCCAUCAUCAGUCUGCUAUUUACAGUGCUAGUACUAAUUUAUACACCUGGCCAGCAUCAACAAGUGAUUGAUGUUUUCAAAAGCAAAGGAUUUUUCAUAUGUUACUGGCUAGGGUUGGGUAUUUUGUCUUCGGUAGGACUCGGCACAGGACUGCAUACUUUCAUCUUGUACCUUGGCCCGCACAUAGCCAGCGUCACCCUAGCGGCAUACGAAUGUGGAUCCUUAAAUUUCCCGGAACCACCUUAUCCCAACGAAAUACUUUGUCCAGAAGACAAGGACAACGUUGGUUACAUUGUUCCGUCGCUCUGGUCCAUUAUGGCAAAGGUUCGAUUCGAAGCAUUCCUGUGGGGUGCCGGUACAGCCUUGGGUGAACUUCCGCCGUACUUCAUGGCAAAAGCGGCCCGUCUCUCCGGAAACACCACAGAUGAACCUGAAAAUAUUUUGGAGCUGGAAAAACUUCAGAAGCGAAAACAAAAAGGAGAAAAGCUAAAUCUGUUUGACAAAGGAAAGCUUAUGAUGGAAGACAUAGUUGAACGCGUUGGAUUUUUUGGAAUUUUGCUGUGUGCUAGUAUACCCAAUCCACUGUUCGACUUAGCAGGCAUCACGUGCGGACAUUUUCUAGUUCCAUUUUGGAAAUUUUUCGGUGCGACUCUAAUUGGAAAAGCAAUCAUUAAGAUGCAUAUACAAAAAAUUUUUGUCAUCAUAUCAUUUAACGAAAAUCUGGUUGAUAAAUUCAUAGAAUUGCUCGCAUUCAUUCCAUUCAUCGGUGUGAAAUUGCAGACUCCUUUUAAGGCGUUCUUUGAGGGACAAAAGCAGCGACUACACAGAAACACUCAGAAAUCGUCGCCAUCGUCCUCCAAAGGGAACCUGCUGGCAAGUGUGUUUGAAUAUUUUGUGUUCGCCAUGAUUUGCUACUUCAUUAUCUCAAUUGUGAACACUUUUGCUCAAAGUUGCUGCAAACGUAUGCGAAAACAACAUGGCGCCACUUCGUCUGACGUUGGAUCUGCUAAAAAACUUUCCUAAAUAUUUCCAAUGCUUCUAGGAGUGUUAACGGUUGCUUUUAAGUGAAUCAAUAAGUAGCAUAGUUUGCUAUCGUUUCUCGUCCAUCAUUAAAACCCAAGUAAAGACAAAGAACCUGCAAUCGUGGAAACUGCAUUAAUAUACACGCAAAUAAGAAGGCUAAUAGUGGUAGUAUAAAUAACAACAAUAUCAUUGUUAGUGCAUUCGUUUAUUUCUAGUCAAAUGUUGUUUUGCAGUCAAUAGGAAAUGGUGACAAAAAAUAUAGGAAAGCAAAACAACAAGAUUUAGUAGCUCCCGAAUUAUUCUUCUUAGGUUUCCAUCAGUCCACUAUAGCUGCUUGGUUGUUCGUCGAGCUUCGUAUCACGAUUAGAUGAUGAUUUAUUUUUGGACGAAGGCAAGACUAGAAGUUGAUGAUUUGGUGAUCUAAAAUUGAAUUUUCGUCACAUCUCUCAAGCCUUUUUUUCAAUUGUAUUGUUAUUCAUUUUUCCUCUUGCGAGAGAUACGAGAGAACACCAUAAUGUAAAAAUAUAAUUUUAAAAAGUGAUUUUGAUUGUUUAAUAUGGUUGCACACAUUUCUAUUGUUUCAGUUCUACUAGUAAAUGGUUUCGUUAAUAAAGUUUUUUUUAAAUCAUCUA